Sphaerulina musiva SO2202 is the source of this 276-nucleotide messenger RNA. RefSeq lists its product as uncharacterized. The transcript has 2 exons. The coding region runs from base 1 to 276 and encodes 91 amino acids. Lineage: Eukaryota; Fungi; Ascomycota; Dothideomycetes; Mycosphaerellales; Mycosphaerellaceae. The record is from RefSeq and is a predicted model, not a curated record.
AUGUCGCGCAAAGAGGCUGAAGAACAAGUAAGCAGCUGGGGAUUCCAGCAUGUCUUUACGUGGUCCGACCGGGCCAACGCGCACUAUCCACCGCACGCCCACGCGGGCUUGACUACUCAUUUGAUCCUGUCGGGCGAGCUUACAAUCACCUACCCAGACGAUGCGAACCCAAGUAAAGAGACAUUCGGUCCGGGCAGCAGGCUGGACGUCGAUGCAAAGAGGCGACAUGAAGUUUUUGUAGGGAGCGCGGGCUGCACCUAUGUCAUUGGAGAGUGA